CGAACGUUCAAGUUAGAGCGCAAUGCUUUCUGUCAAGGUCAGGUGGUAGGAGUUCCGGUAACGUAACGUUUAAGAACCGCUGUAGUUUGAUAAUUUUGGAGUAUUCGUGUAUUACUGAUAUGGUAAUAUAUUCUGCCGGGACAGUUAUUAUUUGCUAAAAAAUGUCAGAAAUAAAAAUCACGGCGUUCGAAGCAACGCAAUCUUGCCAGAUCGGUUCACCAUUCCUGCCCCCGGCACCGAAUUGGUUCAGCAGCGGCAGCGCAGACUGCCGGCCGCAGGACCGCCUGCUUGUCACAGGCGCCUUCAAGAGCAUCGUCUUGUACAGGAUACCUGAGGGACCCGGGGCGCCGCAAGUACUGAAGAGCAUCUACCACGCGGGGGCGAAGGUGCUACAGGUGCGACUGUUCCCUGACGCUCACCAUGCCCGUCACGGCAGCUCGCUGCUGGUCACCACCGACCAGCACCACGUCACCCUCUACAACGCCGACACUGGCGCAGCUACCAUCCAGCACGCUGAGCAUGUGGAUGGCGGGGUGAACGGCAUCUGCUUCAGCGUGUCGACAUCAGGCGAGGUGCUGGCUGUGUCAGUGGGCGGUAAUGGUCGCCUCGUCCUCUGGAAUGUAGACACUAACAUCACCAAGACGAUGUUCCUGAACCCGUCAGUCCGUCCCAACCUUUUGGUCAACCCACAAUCUGACGUGACGCUCACUCUGGUCGAGGUUGUGCCUGACGCAGACCACACUGUCAUUGUGGCUGCUCAGAAGAUCAUGGUGGUUGUGGACGUUAAGAGUUGUCAAGUGCUAUACCAACUGAAAGGUCACGAGCAAGCGAUCUACACCAUCAGAUGGUGGACUCCGCCUCACCCUUCUGUGAAAACUCCCUUCACUGAACCUCACGCAUGCGCUGGAGACUCUGAAAGUAACCUAAACGACACGAAGAGGCAGCUGGAGACAGCGUCAGGCCCUUACUUCGCCUCGUCCGACCACGGCCGUAACAUCCUGCUGUGGAACGUCGCCAGUCGCCGCUUUGUGUGCCGCACGCAAGUUGCACCCUCAGACACUUUCAAGAAGCCUAAAGGGGCCGUAGGUCGCAGCUUUCGACCCCCCAUCCAGCACGUCGCGCUUGCCUGGUAUGGUAACCGCCUGCUGGCCAACACUGCUGCGGGAGUCAUAAUAUCCAUCCCUCUGUCUGAGAACGCUUCCACUAGCUGCGUCUCUGUGACUCAAGACAGCUUGACUGUGACCAAUGCUCCUGCCAGCGACAGGAGCAAUUCUCGUGACUGGAGGAGUGACAGCAAAACUAACUCAGAAGCUAGUGCAGCAUCGGUGAACAAUGAGGAACUAAGACCCGGUAUUAUACAUCGGGAACACACUCGAGUCUUGUUCAAUUUGAAUGUAAUUGGUUCGAUACUUGUUAGUUGCGGGCAGGACCGAAAUCUUGUUGGAUAUUGCCUGGACACCAACAAAGUGCAUUUCUCCUUGCCAACGCUUGGUGGCGCUGUGCAUUCCUUAAUGUUCGAUCCAAGAGACUCCAGUUGGCUUGCUAUGGGACUACAUGAAGAUUCCAUUAAGCUCAUUAACCUUAACAGCUCUCCUCCGCUGAGGAGCAAGGCUAUUUCUGGUGGCAUCAAGGGCAAAGUCUUGUCCUUAAGUUGGCAUCCCAAAGAAGAUGGCUUCUUGCUGUACGGAACGUCUGAUGGUCAAGUCGGCAUUGCCAAUGUCAAUUCAGGGAAGGUAACGGCGUUCGCUUUCUUCCAUCAAAGGCCCGCUUACAAAGUGGAAUGGGCUCCUGCUGUGCUACCUCAGCGCUUCCCUGAAUAUGCAAAAUCUUGGUGCGCUUUCUCUGUUGGGGAUCGUGAAAUUGUCAUGAGGAAUACGAGCAGUCCCAUGGCGGACCCCGUGAAACUCACAGUGAUUUGUCCCAAUCUUCCAGACUACAUAACCGAAUUUUCAUUUUCUCCCGACCAUAAAUUUCUUGCGAUUGGAUGUCAGAAUGGCAGGGUAUCAAUCGUUAGAAGUUCAGAUCUUAUAGAACUUGUAAAAAUUGUCGUAGUGCGCAAAACUAUUCAGCACCUCCUUUGGAAGCCAGUGAUGUCAGCCAAUGCAACUGACGCAAAAACUCAUUACUACCUCGCAAUGGCAUCAAGUGAAAGUAAAAUUUGUUUGCUUGACUUGACCAACACUCUCCCAGAACAGAACGCUAAGUACGAUCAAUUCCACCUUGUGUCUGAAGCCGCUAGAAAUGAAACGGAAGAAAUCUCGGAAGGGAAACCAGACCUGCCUGCGUGGGAGCCUCUGAUCAUGCCAACCUGCACCCGCGAGUUGUGUGGGCACGCUAGUCGCGUCGUUUGGUUGUGCUUUUCGAAACACAAUCCAAAUCUCCUCGCAUCUGCAUCUUAUGAUCACACGUGCCAAAUAUGGGACACGAGCUCUGGGGAACAAGUAGGUAACUACCGAGGCCAUCUUUGCAGACUUUACCGAGUUGAAUUUAGCCCCACCGAAGCCGACCUCCUCUAUAGUUUCGGUGAGGAAAACAGUAUUCAUCAGUGGAGGUACACCGAUCUCAUCGAUAAGUCACCACCUGGUAAGAUAAUGAAAUUGCGAGACGCUAAGCCAAAGAUUGCAUCUAGUAACAUACAGGAACCGCAGCCAGGGCCUGCUACGACCAAUGCUGCUAAGCCUCGACCAGCCAAGAACAACGAGCUUGCUCCUGCUUCUGGGUUUGCGUCGAAGCGAGUUGCGUCACACAAGUCCUUGUUUCCUUUACUGCACCACGCCUCCUGCUACAAGAGAGGCUUCAUCCUUAUGAGCAUCAUGUGUAUGCACGAGCAGAAAAAACUUGAGGCAGCACACAAGAAACAAGAAAAUGUCAACAUUGAGGAUUUACUUGAGGCUGCUGAGGAAGAAGCCGCUGUUGCUGAAAGUUCAUCAGCUGUGCUUGGAUCAGCUGUGGCCCACUACCCCGCAGUACUGGAGGCUGUUGGAGCUGCCGUCAUGGAAGCUGAAGACGAACUUCCACGCGUGGAAGACAUCAAGACCUUCGUGGACUUCUACGGAUCUGCCGACCAGACUGCGUCCUUCUUAGACCAGCAAAUCGCAAGCCACAUGGAGGCCAACAACUUGGCCGUUGCGGCGCCGCUUCAUCUCUGGCGCGGCACCUCCGAGGCGCUCGUGCGUCAAGCCAUCAGCAGCAAGUCCCUCACUGCUGACAUCGUGGUGCAGGCGCUGCACGCCUCCAGGCAACUUGGCGAGACCGCGUGCGAGGCGUUCUCUCAGCAGCUCGUGGCUGCUGGUGACAUCGUCACUGCUUCCUCCUACCUCAUCAUGGCUAAUAAGGUAACUGAAGCGAUCGAGCUGCUACAACAGCGCAAGCUGUACAGAGAAGCGCUUGUGUUGGCCAAGACGCGACGCCCCGGCAACCUGGCGUUGCAAGAGAGCAUCGCUGUGAACUUCGCCAAGAAUUGCAUGGCGGAGGGACAAUAUGACAUCGCCGCAAUACUUCAAGAAAGCCUGGGUGACACCGAAGCUGCGGCGAGCUGCCUGAGCCGCCGAGGUGACCUGGCCUCUCUGGUCGUCGCUGGUUUACUGUACCACAGACUGGGCAGUCCCAUGGCCGACGCCACGUUGCUCGAAGCUCUCAGAACUUCAGGGUCCAAAGGUCAACUGGACCAAGUGCUGGACACAGUUCUAGCGGCAGCUCCCCAGUUCAAGUUUUUCUCGCUCAUCGCCGCGACGGUUCGGGAAUACUCGCACCUGCUGUCAACUGUCGCAGCCCGAGGAGCGAGCAGCGCCUUAAUGAGCACCAAGCCCCUCGCCUCAUCGCUCGCUCCUGCCGAAACUGUGGACGCUUCUCUCGACACAAAGUCAAGAUCGCAGGUCGCGCCAACUGCACGUGAAACUCAGGCUGCGUCUGUCGAUAGUUUCUUUGGAAAUGAAGAGUCUAAGGUUCCUACUGCCGUAGAAGAAAGUGCAGAACAAUCAAAGGAAUUUGCAGCUGGAGGCCUGAACGUAGGUUCUGUUGGAACUCAAGAAUUGGAAGGAGAGACUCAAGAAUAUCUCCGCGCCGACAUUAAUCGUUUAUCUGGCGUUGGAGAGUUACUGGCGUCCUUGAAGGCCCCCAAAGUGCCGUACGCACACAAAAUUUUCUUCGCUCACAAUCAGUCGGGAGCUGAGAGCGAGGAGUCGUUGCUUGAGCGCAUCCUGCGUGUGUGGCUGGCGCAGUUCAGCGGCUCAGAGCUCACAGAGCUUCACGCAGCGCUCUGCUCUACACUCAACGUCUCUCUCAAGCCGUCAUCACUGAAACAGUAUCAGUUCUUACUCGGAAUCGAAGUCUCCAAACUGCUGCUACGACUCAGCGGGCACUCGUCCCUCACGACCGCUGACAACUCAACUGAUGCCUCAUCGUCGCCUGAUAUUGAGGCGGCCGCCGCUGCUUUGCAGUCGACGUUACAAUUGGCAAUUGACUGGGACAGAUUUGAUCAGAUCUAUGAGAUUUCCCACAUUCUCCUGCCCAAAGGAAUCGAGACGCCACCUACGCUGCUGUCCCCGCUCCUGGGCUCAGGUGUGGACGGUGAAGCUCAUCCGUCGUACUCGCUGCUCUGUAAACUGAACACUCUGACGGAGUACGUGCAGACAACGCGCCAACUUUACACUCCCUUCAAGUCUUGCGACUCCAAGACACCAGACGCUCUUGACUCUGACACCAACGCUGGCAAAAGGAAUAGAACAGCUACUGAUGAUGGAGCUGUCACUGAUGAUGGAGCUGCCACUGAUGAUAGAGCUGACGACGAGUUUGUUGUCUACUGGCAUAAAGGAUCCCAUACAAAUGCGGUGAUGAACUACGCUCCUCUGUGA
Molecule: messenger RNA, 4853 nt
Organism: Hyalella azteca
Lineage: Eukaryota; Metazoa; Arthropoda; Malacostraca; Amphipoda; Hyalellidae
Product: gem-associated protein 5
Exons: 18
Coding region: 162-4853 (1563 amino acids)
Molecular function (GO): protein binding
Source: RefSeq, a predicted model, not a curated record